This is a messenger RNA of Exaiptasia diaphana, 4738 nucleotides long. Its product is annotated as E3 ubiquitin-protein ligase RNF213. Gene Ontology annotation, molecular function: ATP hydrolysis activity; ubiquitin-protein transferase activity. NCBI's taxonomy places the organism in Eukaryota, Metazoa, Cnidaria, Anthozoa, Actiniaria, Aiptasiidae. The record is from RefSeq and is a predicted model, not a curated record. The coding region runs from base 171 to 3983 and encodes 1270 amino acids. The transcript is spliced from 29 exons.
AUCCACAGAAUAUUGCUCAGUUGUGUAAAGCUCUGGAUGAARAAACAGACUUUUCAAAAGCGAAAUACAUUGAAGCUGUUGAGCUUUUCUUGUUAGAAUGCAUCGAUUCCUUUACAAGCRCUACUAAAAGGGAGGUCAACGAAUUCCGGCGUCGAUGCAAUUCAUUCUUCAUGGAGCUCAUUUCCCUCUUGUGUUUCGGAACCAAAGACAAGAAGUUCACUUUGGAUCCAGAUGUAUUUGAUAUCUUUAUGAGGUAUAUCACAGGAAGUAGUUCCUCUCAAACGAAAAGCUUCUCGCCAUUUCCUGACUUCGAAGUUGACGAGACACCUGUUGUGAGGUCGUUUUUACUGCAACAACUGCUGACAACCAGGAACAAUGACGGCGUAAAAAAGUACAUUCAGCGUUAUCUUGUCGACGCGAGGGAGCUUUCGUCUGAUGAAGACCACGUGAUUCGAGUAUGCCAGCUUACAGCUGAUUGUAUUGAGGACUCCUUUGCAGCAGAAAUGACCGAACGAAACCUUGAGCUUAAAUKGUUGAUGGCUGUUACAAAAAAAAUGAUUUCAUCGUAUGGUGAAAAACUUGCAACAAACCAAGAUUCCGAGGACCUYCAUAUCGAAGUCCUCGAAGCAAUCUCCAACAUUCGUCAUGGUUUGGGACUCAUUGCUGAGUGGCUGUUUAAAAGUCACAUGACUGAUGACGUGAGAUUUGAAGAYAUGGCUGGAUCUUUGAAUGAAGUUCUGAGUGUCGUCCAAGACCUCGUCAAACGAUUGAAACACCGAGCUCCACUUGUUUACUUGCUGAAGCAACUGGCAAGACGGUAUGGUGGACCAGUUGUCAGAGAAUUGAUUCAACAGCCAGAUUUGCUGUGGUUGAUACCGAGAGAUAUUGAGGGUUAUCAGUUUAUGGAAAGUGAUCCUGACAGAUUUAUAGCGCAUGGUGACAUAUACGCUGACGUACGUGAUGCGCUAGGUGACGGGCUCAUGUCUGGAAACUUUGAUCGCUUGUUAAGUAUAUCCGAGUUUAUGGAAAGUGAUCCUGACAGAUUUAUAGCGCAUGGUGACAUAUACGCUGACGUACGUGAUGCGCUAGGUGACGGGCUCAUGUCUGGAAACUUUGAUCGCUUGUUAAGUAUAUCCGAGGCUCAUGACAAUGUAUUGAGGAAUGAUGUGCUUUGUCUAAUGGCUGUUUAUCGGGAAAUUACUUGUGGCUACAGACAACCCAGGAACAAACUUCCUGAUCACCAAGAACUACGUGAAUUUUUAGMGCUACCAGACCACCUCUCAACAAAGGGUCGUCAACUUGCARCCAAACUGCUGGACAAUUCACAAGGCGAAGRGUUUUCAGCUCUAUCUGCRCAACCCAACCAACCACGAGCCACUGUUGACUUAGCCGAAGUGAUUGUACACACCAUGAUCAUACUACAUUGCUGUGAUGACAAUGAACUAAUCAGCACUUUGCGAUSCUURAUGGWUAAACCUGMAGCUAUGAAGGCAYAAUGCCCCGCUGGACAUCGCUACUCAAUAGGGGAUCGUGAAUUUUUAGCGCUACCAGACCACCUCUCAACAAAGGGUCGUCAACUUGCAGCCAAACUGCUGGACAAUUCACAAGGCGAAGAGUUUUCAGCUCUAUCUGCGCAACCCAACCAACCACGAGCCACUGUUGACUUAGCCGAAGUGAUUGUACACACCAUGAUCAUACUACAUUGCUGUGAUGACAAUGAACUAAUCAGCACUUUGCGAUGCUUAAUGGUUAAACCUGCAGCUAUGAAGGACUCUUUCCUUCCCACAAUGCCAGAGGAUGAUUUCGAAAAAGUUCGCAGCGGGCUUACGGAAAAAGUAACUUGGUAUGAAUGCCCCGCUGGACAUCGCUACUCAAUAGGGGAUUGUGGCCGAGCCAAUCAGGAAUCGUGUUGCCCAGAAUGCAAAUCAGGGAUCGGCGGAAAAGGGCACCAACUAUUGCCAGGCAACAAAGUAUUGACUGCUGCCCGACAGGAUCGUUCAGGUCGGGGUCAUAUCUUAGGGAAUGCUAAUCCCAACACACCAGAGRCUGGACGAGAUGGUUUGUCCCCAGCAGCUUUUCACAUUAUCCGUUUGAUAAUGCAUUCUGCUAUGCUGGUUGGGUCUUGCAGGCAUCCACAGGACAUCGCUCAGCUAUUUACACCAGCAGUCGCAGAGGACAACUUGAAUGAAUUCGUCUGGGGACAUUUGACUUGUGACUUACGAAAUUUAGCAGCAGCGUUGAAUCGUAGUGAGGACGAGGCUCUUUGGACUGUUCAUUGCGUAUUGGCACGUGUUACAGACGUUUGCGCAACAAAUCCAUCCAUGUUCUUUGCGAAUGGCGCACUCACUUCAGCUUCCAAUAGAAGACAAUGGGAAAAGGAAUUCACAGCAUCACUCAUCCAAUCUGGAGUCAGAGUGAUGUCAUUAUUUACCAUAAUCUUGAUAUUACAGAAUCUAGACAGAGAAAUCGAGACUUGCUUCAGUCUAGAGGCAGAGCGUCAACAAGUGGGAAGCGAUCGUUUGAUGAGAGAGAUUUACGAGAUUGAUACCGAACAAGCUGWACAGUUAGAUCCCAUGCAUCCAUGUUUUUGGAGAUAUCGUGGAAAGAUCACCGUUGAACAUGCAAAGCAAAUGUUUUCAGAAAAGAUGGGAUCCAACAAGAAGAGCAAGAAAUAUAAAGUCUUGAAUAAUUUCUUCAADGAGGAGCACAAACUAAGACUUGCUCGAUACAUUCCUGAUAUCUACAAGUUACAGAGAUUUCUGAUUGAUAACUGCAGUAGGCGAAUCGAUCUUAAGAAAGCUGAAGAAACGACAAUAAAAGCAUUUCAGGAAAGCUUGAAUGAUUCMAAACGAAAAGAGUUUAAGGCUUUUCUGAAAAGCUUUCGUUCUGCCUGGUCUGUAGUUUGCAGUGACUUGGAAAAGCAGAGAAAAUUCAAACUUACAAGCGAGACAUGCAGCUUGUCAAUAAGUGAUGAAACAGCGUUGUCAUACCUUUUGCCUUCAGUCGGYAAUGGUCACCAGUCUUGUACCACUGCUGUUUUAUUCUACCUGGUCAAUGCACAUAAUGAAUUCCUGGAAACAUUUUACAACAUCACAGCUGGUAGUGCGAGUAAUGUUUCAAAGAUUCCCGAUUCGGAAAUCACGAGUUCUCAGAUACUGAGYUAUGAUUCUCAGCGUGACCUUCUGCCUUUAAUCCAUGCGCAUUGCCAGUACUCGCUUGAGGUUGGUCAAGGUACUAAGGUGGACUAUGAUUGGUCUGCCAUACAGCGUCAUUUGAUUGACAGGUUGAUUCGCGGGAAAAGUUUAAUUAUUUUUAAGGAAACACAAUUUACCUUCCUAAACCAAGACGAGGCUAAAAAGUUUGGCUUGGUUCGUAAUAAGAUCCCUCAGGAAAACAUGCCCGCGACUACCGUAAAACUGAUUACCGCUGACCUUUGCCGCCUCAAUGACGUGUGUGACGUCAAACAGACUCUAGAGCUGGCUAUUGGUUUCUUGGGAUCUAGUGGGGGAGAUCAAAGACAGUCAAUCAGCGAGUACUUGGACAGCGUUCUUCGUAUUCCUCGUGWAAGAGGACUUCGGAACAAAAGAGCCGAGGAGCACUGUAAGCUGCGACAUAUCAUCCAUCUAUGGCAGAUWGUGGCGUCACAAAAAGCUAAACUUUUGCGAAAUCAGAAAGAGGAUCCUUUCCGAGAUUUGCCAGAAUGCUUCAAGGUUCCACUUCCAAAUAAUCUGAUUCUGCAGCUGAAUAAAAUUCUCAAAUCCACUGAYGUUAAUCAACUGUGUUGGGACCUGGUUGAAAUCAUCACGCUUGAAUUGAACAAUGAGAAGAGUUCAUACUCCGAUGUAAGUUUGCAAGAAUAUGUGAGUUAUUUCUGUGGAGAAGAAAAUGAGCUUGCAAACCUGGAAAUCCCUGAUGAAAUUCAGCUGAAACACAUCGUGAAUGCAUGGGAAAUAGUCAUGGAAUUACAAUCUUUUAGAUACUAGAGCAUAUAGAUCCGUAGAAGAUAACACAUAGAGCUUCGGGAAAAGUACACUUUGUYGAAUCAAAGUGGAGUCAAAUUUGAACUUUUCCCGGUAGAAAAUACCGAAUUAGGUACCUUCUUCAAAGRUGUGUUAGACCAAUUUUGAUUAAUAUUCUUUUUGAUGAAAUAUUUAAGUGUUUUCCACACACAUUUUUAUUCAGUACGAUUUCGAGCAUUCAUAAGUCACGUGACCACUGACGUGUGCACAGUGACAAAAGAUAAGAAAGACGAACUGAUAGAUCUACUUCAAAAAAUUAAAUUACACUAAAAUAAAAACAAACAUAGAUUACAAACUAAAGACUAUGGUAAAAGAUAUAAACUUUAAAAUAAAAUGAAAAAAAAAAUAAUGAAAAAAAAAAACACGAUGCACAUAACAUUAAAGUUCGACGUUUGAAGUCAAAUGUCGUAUUUUAUUAUUUUCAGUGUCCAUACUGAAAUAGGAACUGUGUCGKCACAUGUGAAAAACAACGUGUUAACCAGUCAAGAACAAAAUCUUCUCUAAAACAAUCAAAACUGAAGUGCCUCGUAUUUACAACGRUAUUAAGUUCUUGGCUGACUAGUUCUGUUCCAACUUUUUUGCUUGGAUGAUAAUUUUUAUAAGAAAAUAUUCAGUUAAAAAUUUUCAYUUUUUGUGUAUGCCAAAUGUUUAUGAAUGAAAUGAAUUCAUUUUUUUUUGUAUUGAUUCUAUUUUGCGAAGAUUAAAUUUGAAUUUAAUUA